AACGCCAUUGUACCGGAAGCGGAAGUAGACGUUCAAAACAAACCUGCUGGCUAACAGUCCACGCAAAAAAAAUCACCAGAGAUUGUUGUAUCGUUCUUGUACCUUGUAAACCAUGGUGUCGUAGUGAAGGCUGGAGAUUCUUAUUAUUUAUCAUGAAUCUUAGAGGACUGUUCCAGGAUUUUAAUCCCAGCAAAUUCCUCAUAUAUGCCUCCCUUUUGCUGUUCUCCAUCUUGCUGGCUCUGAAGCUGGAUGGAGUUAUCCAGUGGAGUUACUGGGCAGUGUUCACACCCAUCUGGCUCUGGAAGCUCAUGGUUGUCAUCGGAGCCUCCAUUGGGACCGGAGUUUGGGCCAGUAACCCACGCUACAGAGCGGAGGGUGAGACACAUGUAGAAUUCAAAGCCAUGUUGAUCGCAGUGGCCAUUCACAUUCUGCUGCUGAUGUUUGAAGUACUGGUCUGUGACAGAAUCGAGAGGGGCUCCUACUUCUGGCUGCUCGUCUUCAUGCCCCUCUUCUUCGCUUCUCCUCUGUCAGUGGCUGCUUGUGUGUGGGGCUUCCGUCAUGACCGUUCACUGGAGUUGGAGAUAAUGUGCUCGGUCAACAUUCUCCAGUUUAUUUUCAUUGCCUUACGACUGGACAAAAUCAUCACCUGGGACUGGCUGGUGGUGUGUGUGCCACUGUGGAUCCUCAUGUCUUUCCUGUGUCUGGUCGUGCUUUACUAUAUCAUUUGGUCCAUGCUCUUCCUGCGCUCUGUGGACAUCAUCGCAGAGCAGCGUCGCACUUACGUCACCAUGGCUGUGAGCUGGAUAAGCAUUGUGGUUCCGCUCCUAAUCUUUGAGAUCUUGCUGGUUCAUAAACUGGAUGGAGAUAAGAAAUUGAGUUAUGUCUCUCUCUUUGUGCCUUUAUGGGUCUCUUUGGUCACUCUCAUGGCCAGCACUUUUGGGCAAAAAGGUGGAAAUCACUCCUUCAACUGUCCACUGUUGGGUGGUUUGGCAUCCGCAAAGACUUCUGCCAUUUCCUUCUGGAGCUCUUCCCUCUCCUGCGAGAGUACGGCAACAUCUCCUACAACCUGCAGCAUGAUGACUCUGAAACCUUGGAGGAGACACGUGCUGUCCCUGAACCUUUGAAAGUUGCCCCUAUAUUCUUCCACAAAGGAGUAGAAAUCAUGCCAUUCCCUGGGAAAUACUUUGACCCUCCUCCUAAACUCUCUAUAGACAUACCUGACUGAAGGUAACUGCAGUCUUUACAAGAACUGUACACAUGUUCCAGGAGAAAGCCAGGAACCAAUAUGUACUUUGUUACUUGUCUGUUUUUUUUUUAACUAUUAUAAUUCAGGUAUUCUUGAUAUGUCAAGCAAUGAUCAAGAAAAUGAUCAAGAGCUUGUAUCAGUAUUCGAGCUGUCAAUCUGAAGAUGACGAUUCAGCUGCAUAGUGGAAAUUCAGAAUAGCUUAUAGUGAUAUUUAUAAUAUUCCAUAAAACACUUUUCUUUUGUCCAAAAUAAACUUCUCAGGCAAUUUUAAAUUAUUAAACUGCUAAAUCCAGAUUCCCAUACUACUCUCAGCACAGGUAUGCUGAUUGAGAGACUAAAUCUAGUAUUGUUUUUAUUGUUUGUAUUUCCUAAGUGACAUUUCUGUAUUCUGUACAUUUGUUGUUUAAGAUUUUAUACACUGAAUUACAAUGGACUUAGUAUGAGGUCUGGGCUUUACACCUACUACUGUUUCUUAACUUGUAAGAAUUUGUUUAUAUAUGUAAAUAUAUUCAACUCAUUGUUUUCCAUUUUUCUGUAAGCAGCUGUAAUGUUAAAAUGAGGCUAACCUGAGAAAAAUGUACAGUAUUUCAUGAAGCUGUAAAUUAUUUGUGCAACACCUAUGGCAGCACUUGAUAUCUAUGACUGACACUGAUACUUCCUUCAUUGAGCAUAUAUACAGCACUGACUGGUGACUUUAAAAAAAUAUAUCCCACAAACUCUAGGAAGUACAAGACAGAUGGUCUGAGUCUCCUCCUAACCCUGCUACUGUCUUUUCACUGGACCAUCGUGAAAUAGACAUCUUUUAAUGAUCGUUCAGUAUUCAGGUUUUUAUCAUUAAACGACCAAGUUAAAAGAGA
This is a messenger RNA of Hemibagrus wyckioides, 2103 nucleotides long. Its product is annotated as transmembrane protein 185A-like. Bases 153 to 1124 code for a protein of 323 amino acids. The record is from RefSeq and is a predicted model, not a curated record. The transcript is spliced from 8 exons. Lineage: Eukaryota; Metazoa; Chordata; Actinopteri; Siluriformes; Bagridae.